Hermetia illucens (black soldier fly) is the source of this 5730-nucleotide messenger RNA. It is a transcript of the gene Tob, whose product is annotated as protein Tob1. Gene Ontology annotation, cellular component: cytoplasm; nucleus. Bases 1982 to 3268 code for a protein of 428 amino acids. Gene Ontology annotation, biological process: regulation of gene expression. The transcript has 6 exons. The record is from RefSeq and is a predicted model, not a curated record. Gene Ontology annotation, molecular function: transcription corepressor activity. NCBI's taxonomy places the organism in Eukaryota, Metazoa, Arthropoda, Insecta, Diptera, Stratiomyidae.
AGGGGGCGGCUAAGAUCUGGCAGUCGGUUGGUCGUUCAGUUGGAGCUUCUAUCGAGUGAAAGCGAAGCUUCGUGGUUAAUACAACAUCGUCAACAGAACGCAGUGCACGUCAUUCACACAUUCUCUCGGUGAAUCUUCAAAGAUUUUUUUACUUGAAAGAAAAUUCAAUUCAUAGCUGAAAAAGUCUCACUGAAAACGCAGAAGACUCCGGAAAACCGCAGAAGUACGCAGAUUUUACGCAAACCUUGAGUGAAUAAAGUGCAUAAAAAUAGCUUGGCCGUAUCCCAUUCAGUUCGAACGUUCUCAGUUUUCGCUUUUAUUUUCCUCCAACCGAAUUUUCCAAUCGACGAAGAAAAGUCAGCAGCACUCCUGUGCGUAGGCAGCCGAGUGCGAGAAGUCCGUAGUUUGUUUGAAGCGUAUCUGCCUGUCUGUUCCACUUCUUGUUACCUAGUCCUCGAAAUCGAAAAUAAAUCCAAUGAAAGCUAAAUAGUCAUAGUUAAAUACAAUUAAACAAAUAGAAUUAAUUAUCGAAAUCGAAACGGUGCAAAUCUGAACUGGAAAUAGAUACUUAGUUAUAUUUCUUGUGUGUGCGAAAGUUGAAGCGAGAAAUCUUCUAACUCAUCUCCAAUCACAUAAAAAUCAUGCGCUAAAUUAUAUAAAGUAUUACCCAAUAAAUCCGACAUAGUAACGCGUAGAAUUAGAGGAAAGUAAGAGACAUAGUUGUAAACAUUUUUAUAACAAGGAUUAGCUGUUUUUGUAUUUUUCUACUUUUAUAUAGUCAGUCAACUCUAAUUUUACAUUUAGAUUGCUAAAAUUAGUUAUCAUCGCAAUAAUACGUAAAACGUAACAUUGAAGUCUAAUUAAUAGAUUUGGCAAUAGUUGAUCUAAACCACCCCGAAAGGUUAGUUAAUAAAAAUAAAAGACAAUUGAAGCUCCCUAGUCAGAUGCUCUGUGCCCCGAGUUGAGUUCCGGUCGUCCGCAAAGAUACUGCAUUGGACUCCUUUCGCCCCAGCGCAGCGUGAAGAGCAUUUCCUUCGCACAGUGUGAAACUAUCUGGGAAAUUGUGUCGGAAAAUUGUUUUCUCGGUCAACCAAGAAGUUCGACAGGGUCUUGAUAAUUUGCAAUCAGCAGCCCCUUGAAAGCUUGUGUCGGCAGAUCGACCUAUCUACGAGUUCGCCUGGAUAAGUUGGCAGCAGGAGGUAGGACGCAAGGGAGCAGAAGCGUCAACGCCACACGCCACUUACCGCCCACAUCCGAAUAUAUAGUGCAGCUAGCAGUCAGUGGGUACACAAACCAACGAAUCGAUCCCGUGGACCAUUUUAUCCUUGUGCGUUCAACGGACCAGUGCUAUCGUCAUUCCUGUGCAGUUGCGACCGUUUCGUAUCGCGUGUGUGCUCCAUUUGUUCGGUAGUGGGAGGUCGUUGUCGUCGUCCUCGCUUUUGGUGUUGUUGUUGUCGUGGUCGUAAUCGUCCUCGACCGCUAUCGUGAGCGUUUCGUACGUGCUCGCCGCUUACUCGGUAUCUCUUCGUCGAUCCGCCGUAUACGUAAAACGACCCCCAGCCCAAAACUUGAGUUGUCCUUGUUCUCUCUGAUAUAGUUGUUGGUUCAAGGGUGGUUGGUAGUGACUCGGUCAUUGGGAUAAACACCCUCACCCGCAGCGACGAGGAUAAAAAAAAGUGCCACGCGUCCUAUUUUCGUGCAUGUACCAAAUACCAUCUGUUGGUGGAAAGCAUUAUUAAUCGACUAAGUGAAAAGGAUUAAAACGUUGACCUAGGACAAUUCUAUAGGUUGUGUUGUGAUAUAUCUCAUGCAAAAUCUAUAUAACCACUACGGCUAAAAAGCUUCUCCGUGAUAAUAAUAUUAAACUGAAACGGAUUUUCGAAGUAACGGACAAGCAGACGAGAUAGAUAAAAAUAAAAAUUGCCAAAGUAGUUGAAACAACAUAAAACGACACAUUAAAAACUCAUAAGUCAUCAUCAAAAUGCAUAUGGAAGUACAAGUAGCACUGAAUUUUGUCAUAUCUUAUUUAUAUAAUAAACUGCCAAGACGACGAGUAAAUUUAUUUGGGGAGGAAUUAGAAAAAGCAUUAAAAGACAAAUUUCAAGGACAUUGGUAUCCUGAGAAGCCAUUUAAGGGCUCGGCAUUUCGUUGUCUGAAAACAGGCGAUCCAGUGGAUUCUGUGUUAGAUCGGGCUGCACGUGAAAGUGGCGUCCCCAUAGCAGAUAUUUUAGAGAAUCUUCCAUCGGAAUUGGCAGUGUGGGUAGAUCCCGGUGAAGUAUCGUAUCGUAUAGGUGAAAAGGGUGCUGUGAAGAUUUUAUAUUCCGAGAACAAUGAGCGAACAGAUGAUUCGUCAACUGAUCAUGAAGUCACUAAAACUUUCAAUCCGGAAGCCCAAUGUUUCCGACCAAUUGAUGCUGUGAGUUCAAGCAUGAAUGGACUUAGUUUAAGCCCCAAGACUUCACCACAAGGAUCUCCACCUACGUCGUCGUCUAGUCCAACGUUGAAAAAUGGAAAUCUGGCUGCAAGUCCCGCUCCUGCUACUGGCGUGACUAAUAGCUCCUUCCUUCAGCAACGUACGCAGGCCCCUCUUACAUUUACAACAGCCACAUUCGCCCAAACUAAAUUUGGUAGCACAAAACUAAAGACAAAUUCAAAACGAACAAACAGUUCUUACAGGAUGUCUCCUACGGAAUUCUCCAACUACAUCAAACAAAGAGCUAUGCAACAACAACUUCAUCAUUCCCAUGGCCCAUCCAGUAAUCACUUUGGUCCAAUCGGACCGGCAUCACCUUCGCGAUCACUAUCGCCAAAUCCGCUAGCUUUGGGAUUGCAAAAUGAGCCGUUCUACUUCCCGAAUAUCAAUAUGGGAAUGUACCCACAGUUUGGUGGUCCACGACAUAUGUUCGAUUCUCACUUCCAUCCUGAAGCUAAUGGACUCUACAACGGCCCUGGUAAAUUCUCUUCCUACAUUGAGCCACAUGGAUUCUAUGGAUUGAACAACCAGCAACAAGCUCCACUCAACGGUCCGACCCCUAACGCAACCGGUGCAUCGAACAACAACCAGUCGGGUAACACCCCGACCUCUGUUGUAGCCAAUAACAACAACAAUAACAGCAACAACAACUCAUCUAGCCAAGGACCGAUCUCUUCGACACAAAGUACUCCAAUCAGUUCACCUGGAGCUAGUCAAGACUCCAAGCUGAUGGACGGGCUCAACUCAUUUUAUUCCAACGCUGGACCUUAUCAGCACCUUUUGGUUGCUAACUAAAUCCCGGGAAGGAUAUGCGGAAAAAUAUGAAAGCAAAGGUUAAAAAGUCUAUACACCAUAAUAUAUUUUUCGUAUGCAAAACUAAAAGUAAUAUUUUUCUAUGAACGUUUUUUAAAUAAAGUCGAGAAAAAAACACACAUAAACAAAAAAAUGAUACAAAGGAAACAUACAAAUACACACUUGAUCUUAAAUUAAAAGUUACACAUUAUUAUUUUUAUACAUUUUGUAAAUUUAAUAAUAAUUAUGAUAAAACUAUUAUCGAAAUGAAUAUUAGGUCGUAGGAAAAUUUUAUUACUACACACACUACAUUAUAUUAGUAUAUUAUCAAUUUUCUAUGAGUUUCUAGCGUUUCGAAAUACAACAUAAUUCAAAGAUAAACAAUUAUUUUUUUACAAUUUCGUUAUGCUGUUUUUCAUGAUAGUUUUUCUAUUUUUUUGUAUAUGUGGUCACAUAAAAAGAAAUAAAAGGCAAUGAAUGGAAUGAUAUUUGCGAAAAUGAAACCAUGAAUUCAUUGACAUGGUAUGAAAAAUAUAAGAGACAAAAUACCAAAAAUUUUGAAAGUUACCCACCAAAAAUUCAAAUAAAUAAAAUAUAUAACGCAUAAAUUGAUAAGGAAGUAAAAACUACCAGAAAAUAAAAAGUCCACUGUGAAUAAUUGAAUAAGCAACAAAAUAUUAAAAAAAACUUUAUUAGAUUUUACUUUUUUUAUACAAAAACAAAUAAAAAAAGGGAAGAAAGAAAUGUUUAUUAAUAGUGAAAAUGUUGAUAUAAAGAAAACCACGAUUAAUACGAGUAGUGAAUAUCAAUUUUUAUACAUGAUGCGAGAAGAAAUUUAUGUAUAAACUCAAAUUAGUAAAAUCACAAAUUAGAACAAGACAAAAUGAUAAAACCGAACGAAAGAAUAUCGAAGAGUUUGUAAAUUGAUUAUUAAUUGUAAAGAUUCGCAAUUUUUUCAUGUAGUGCUCGUGAUUAUUUUUUAAGUGAACUAACGCCUCAACGUUUUAGGGUGAGAAAUUUGUAGCUGUAAAUUUGGAUAGAGGCAGGUAUGUAUUCCAAUGAUAUCUGCUAUCUGAUUCGGAACAGUCUUUAUGUUCAUAUCCGUUCGGCAUACGCUUGUUCAAUCCGUAUCCUAAUAUGAAACCUUCAUAUUCCAUGUGCUUCUCUCGAGGUACGUGGCACCAUGGCAACAAUCAAUUUUAUUGCAAAACCUUAGCUGACUAGGUUGUGACAAUGAUCUCCUAUCUUAGACUCGUGAAUACAAAUCAGCGAGAGAUUAACCAACAAAAUUUACAACAUCUUAAAUAUUUUCGUCACACCAAUAUUACAAGCUAGCACUCUCUAGUGAUUCAUUAUGAUUAAUAAACAAUUUAAAGGUAAAAUAUAAAGAAAAUAGGAAGGCUUUGCACAUCAACAUCACAUUGUGAAAACAAAAAAAAACACUCAUACAAGACUAGUGAUAAAAACCUUUGUUUUUUCAGUUUUAUAUUUCUUCUAAUUGUAGCGCCCCACUUACACACCUCUAACUAUGAAUCUGUGUUAUUAACACAUGCAACAUGAGUUCGAUUUAAACUUUAAAUAGUCUUUAAUUAAUACCAAUGCUGCCAAGGAAUGUUUGAAGUAAAAGAAAAAUCUAGGAGGGAUGAAAAAAGUGAACUUGGCGUGUUGAGUUUUAUCUAUUUUUAUUACAGAUUGAUAAAUAUUUAUCAAAUAUAAUUUUUAAUGGUAUGCAAUUUUUUUUUAAUGAAAAAAAAUCUAGAAAUUUAAUGUGUAUAUUUGUAGUUUUGUUUGCGUUAUAUAUUUUUUAUACAAUUCGAUUAGAUAUAUAUGUUUUUUUCACGUUUUUUUAUAUUGAGACUAGAUAAUAUUUUUUUACACUUUUAUUGUUAUGUAUAGAUUACAGACACACAUUGUUAUACGAUUGCAUAAUUGUUUAUAAUAUGUUAAUUACUAUUUAAACAGAUAAUAAUUUAAAUUGUAUAAAAUGAAUAGAGUCAACACAUUUUUCUUACUUUUUUUGUAAACACAUACACCUACUAAAAUUUAUAUACAUACAUAUAUAUUUUUUUUACUUUUCUAAAAUUGUCAUUAUCUCUUAUUCUUAUACCAAAUAUAGAAAAUUUAUAAAAAAAAACUCUCAAGUGGUUUAUGUUAAACUCUACUUAUUUAAACAGAAUAUAUAUAUUAAAUAAAUAUUUGCUGCUAUUAAAUAAUGGUUACAGCAACAUCAACAUGUUUAUUAGCAAAAUGUUUAUAAAUAACAAUAUUGAGAAAAGAAUGUUAUGUGAAGAAUAUUAAAAAUGCAACUAGUUUAUUCUGUGAGCAUACUAAUCGAUGUCAUAUUUUUCUACCCAAACAAGCUACUAUUUUAGUCGAUUAAUGAGGAAAGAUACAUAUUAAUAGUUGAAAUAUUUUGUUUUUCUACAGAGAAAGUAGCGAUUUUAAAUAAAAGAAAAUGAAUAAUA